This is a messenger RNA of Ramularia collo-cygni, 1011 nucleotides long. RefSeq lists its product as uncharacterized. NCBI's taxonomy places the organism in Eukaryota, Fungi, Ascomycota, Dothideomycetes, Mycosphaerellales, Mycosphaerellaceae. The transcript has a single exon. The coding region runs from base 1 to 1011 and encodes 336 amino acids. The record is from RefSeq and is a predicted model, not a curated record.
AUGCCCGCCAAAGAUGAUGACCUUCUAGCCCGCUUGAACGCUCUCAAGCCAACAUCAGUGAGCCUGCAACCCAAAACACCAGCUAUCGAGGUCGAAGCAUCACAGCCGCAAAGCUUAGAGGACAAGCUCGCAAGUCGACUGAAGAAUCUCCGAGCAGGUCAGGAUCUCCCUUCCACUUCAUCACGGCAGACAACUUCACCACCGAAAGACGCAGCGGCAAUUCUCACAGCAAAGGUCCAAGACGAAGUCGCAGCCGAGAGGGAUCCCAUACGUAAUUGGCAGGAUGACGUCGAUGAGCAGAGUCUAGAAGAGCUUCUUGCAGAGCUGGGACCUGCGGAUCAGUGGAAGUUGGAUCCAGAAGAUCCGAAGAACAUCAACGCUUUGCUUAAAGAGGCAAAAGAAGCUCUUCCCGAGAAUGAUGAAACCACUGCCGAGGCACCGAGCACACAAGAUCACCACAGCGAUGUCGACGAGGAUCACAAGGAGAAAUCAGAAGACCAACAAGUGGAAGCAGAAGCAGAUGAAUACGUCCAGCGCUUACUCGCCGCCCUCGAAGUUGAAGACAAAUACGGCCCACAUGAUUCCGAAGCACCCUCAGACCUGAACCUUCCAGCCACGCCAUCAAAUCUCCCUCCUCCAAAGCCAUCAACAGAAACUACAGACCUCGAUCUCGAAUCCCGCUUCUCGAAACUUGGAUUGAGUAGUAAUACUCUAGACCUCCCCUCAAUACCUACCUCCAAACCUUCAUCUACAAAGAAAUCCAUCAUCACAGCCAAGUUAAAUCCAAAGUCGAACAAUCUUCCAACAUUCACAGAUGAUGAUGUGGAUUCCUGGUGUUGUAUCUGCAGUGAAGACGGGACUGUUCGCUGUUUAGGCUGCGAUGGAGAUCUUUACUGUCAAGAAUGUUGGGAUGAAGGACAUGGGAAUCAGCCCGGUCAGGAAAGAGGUCAUAAAGCUGUGGUGUUUCGGAGGGAUGAUGAUAAGAAGAAGGGGAAAGUGGCAGCGGCAUGA